Molecule: messenger RNA, 1260 nt
Organism: Coprinopsis cinerea okayama7#130
Lineage: Eukaryota; Fungi; Basidiomycota; Agaricomycetes; Agaricales; Psathyrellaceae
Product: F1 ATPase assembly protein 11
Exons: 6
Coding region: 1-1260 (419 amino acids)
Biological process (GO): mitochondrial proton-transporting ATP synthase complex assembly
Cellular component (GO): mitochondrion
Source: RefSeq, a predicted model, not a curated record
AUGUUCAGAACCAAAGCCGCCCAAAUCUCCAGAAUCAACGUCGGGACCGUCUGUCGAUCGGGUCGGCCGUUUCAUGCUAGUGCUGUUGCACACGAAACAGUGAAGGAAAAGGUUAGCGAAGCUGCCAAUGACGUAAACCUCAAAGUCGGGAAAGGUUUGGCCAGCGCCAUCGAGAAAGGGGAGCAGUUGACCGAGAAGGCGAAGAAGACAUUCGGUUCUAAAGCUGAAGAAGCCGAGGAGAAGACCAAGCAAACAGCAGAACUGGGAAAGCAGAAGAUGAACCAGACCGACGCGCACAGCAAGUACAAGGAAAAGCUUUUGCAGCGGGCGAAAGAAGCUGGGCUGAGUCUGGAUGAACUGAAACAACAAGCAAAGAAGACUGCCGAGGCACAGAAAGAGGCGGAACGGAAAGCGCUCGAGGCGACUCUGCCAGCACAUAAGCUUCAACAACAGGUCGAAGCUUCUUCAUCGAGCACUUCAUCUGCGUCCUCGAAUCCUGCCUUGAAGGCGAAAGAGCGCAAGGACAGCUCACCAGUCAAGCCGCUGUCGACAAUCUUCAACGUAGAGAAAUUGGUGUCAACACCACAUACACCAGAGCAAAUUUCAACAUUGUGGACAGCUUACCAUGCCUCACGUUCGGGAGGUACUGGUCGAGGAUUCGUGUGCGCCUCUAUUCCGUCAGAUAUGUACGGCAAGCUGGAGAAGGUCGGCCAAAAGUACCCAGCCUUUGUUCUCCCUGUACCACGACCCCGACCGGACGACACAGGGCCUCUGAAAGAAGGGGAAAACGACACUGCGUAUGAAUUCUACUUCAUGGAAUGGGCUUUCCACGAACGACCACCAGUUCCUCAAGCGGACAGUAACAUCCCAUUUGAGGUCCCGUCUUCGAAAAACUCUACAAAUCCUCCCCUUGCCACCGUUCUUUUCACGCCUCUACAAGAGUACAAGUCUCGGCAGACCUUUGCUACUCCUUACCUCAUCGUGACCUUCUACACCGACUUGGUCACAACCCACCAACGGGUACUCAUGAGGGGAGAAAUAACGCCCGCCGCCGCUAGCCCUACUGGUGCAAAUGGGGAUCGCUAUCUUCUGAGCCAGGAGGACGCUCAGGUGCUCAUUAUGGGGCUACAAAAGUUCUAUCUUUGGACGUCUGAAGGAGAGGGCGAAUCCGAGGCGGCAAAGCUAUUACGGGUAUUCCACGAGAAACCGGAGGACUUCAAAUGGGAAGACCUUGUAAAGAUUGGCAACCUGACUGGCUAG